Molecule: messenger RNA, 1031 nt
Organism: Rhopalosiphum maidis (corn leaf aphid)
Lineage: Eukaryota; Metazoa; Arthropoda; Insecta; Hemiptera; Aphididae
Product: protein N-lysine methyltransferase FAM173B
Exons: 5
Coding region: 292-918 (208 amino acids)
Biological process (GO): peptidyl-lysine trimethylation; positive regulation of proton-transporting ATP synthase activity, rotational mechanism; regulation of mitochondrial ATP synthesis coupled proton transport
Cellular component (GO): mitochondrion
Molecular function (GO): protein-lysine N-methyltransferase activity
Source: RefSeq, a predicted model, not a curated record
CACAUGUUUUUUUUAUUAGUGAAUAACCACAGAUAUGUAUACCUGUAUAUAAAAUUUAAAACAGCUAAAACCUGUAGGUUGUAAUGAAUAAAUUUAAUAAUGAUUUGUGUAAAUAUAAGUUGUAGUUUGUAAUUCAUAUUUCAUAGUUAGGAAACGGAAUAAGACUGAUUUAGAAUUUCAAGAUUGGAGUCGAAUUUUAGUCAAUAAAUAAAUCGUACUUGAUAUCUUAACAAGUUAUGUAUCAAUUAAAUAAUCAUUUAUGAAUUGUUACAAAACCCCAAAACAUUUAAUAUGACCAGUGAUUUUCCUAUUGAUUCAAAUCAAUUAUUUGAAAAUGUGCAAUCAGCUAGUAAUAAUAAUAAUAGAAGUCUUAAAGGAUUGUUUUUAGUGGGAUUAACUGGUGGUAUUUCUAUUGCACUAAGCAUAAUUUGUUAUCCGUUCAUAUCACCAGCUUUACGGAAAGUAUGUUUACCAUAUGUCCCAGCAACCAACUUGCAAAUCCAAAAUGUUUUGAAUGUAAUUAAAGGACGAAAAGGGAAAUUAAUUGACUUAGGCAGUGGUGAUGGAAGAAUAGUUAUAAAUACAGCAAAAGCAGGGUUUGAAUCAGUUGGUGUAGAGUUGAAUUUUUGGUUAGUGUUAUAUUCACGUUUAGUUGCCAUGAAAUCUAAAAUUCAGCCUUCUCCGAAAUUUAUUCAAACAGAUUUGUGGAAAUAUCACUUGGGACCUUUCUCAAAUGUUGUAAUAUUUGGUGUUGAAGAAAUGAUGAUGGAUCUAGAAAAAAAAUUUGCUGCAGAAUUAUCAGAGGGAACAGUAAUAGUUGCUUGUCGCUUUCCUCUCCCAAAUUUAGAACCUUAUUUAGUCAUUGGUACAGGUAUUGACAGAGUUUGGGCAUAUAGAAUAUCUAAGACCAAACCAUAAUCCAUAAAAAUAUGUUAUAGCUAAUCUUAUUAUUUAUUUUAGUAUACUAUUAUAUAGCUGACAAACUGAUAUGCGUUUUUGAUGUAUAGUUAAAUAAAAAAUAAAAUUAAUGA